UAAAUUCUUUAAAUAUUUACAACAAAAACCAAAAACCGAAUCAUUUGUUGAGUGAAGUGAUUGUCAUUUAACACAUGAUUUCAAGAUUAAGAAGACAUUCAAUGAUUGCAUGACUUUGAAUGUUAUCUACCAUUGGUUUGACAACAGCCGACACACAGAUAAUUGUCAAAUAUUUCUGUAAGCCUUAAGAUAAUCGCUAAAGUAUUUUAACGAAAGAUAGUCAACAAUGGAUUUGACGGUCGAGACUAUCGAGAGAUUGAUCCACGAGUUGUAUAACAACAGUAACCAAAUGACACAAUCGGAGGCCAAUCAAUACUUGACGUGCGUUCAGAUGUCGAGUCAGGCCUGGGAUGUUGUGGCAGCUCUUCUUAAUCCAAAUAAACCGCUUGAAGUGCAAUACUUCGGUGCCUCGACUUUAUACACAAAGAUCACCAAAUUUUACCACGAAUUGGAUCCACAGAAGCAAUUGGAUCUCAAGAAUCAGUUGAUGCAGUUGUUGUUGUCAUACCUUUCACUCGACGGCAUGAGAAUAGUUGAGACCAGAAUUGUUGUUUGUUUGGCUGCAUAUGUGGUUCACUCGGUGGCCAACAAUUGGGAGAAUGCUGUCACCGAUUUGGUCAAUCAUUUACAACCAAAUAAAUUGUCACACAUUUCGAUUAAUCGAGUUCUUCAAGCGCUUAUGGAUUUACUGUCUGCCAUUCCCGAAGAGUUUCAAACUAUUUAUUUAACACAACAACAGAAGACAGUCAUCAGGAGUGCACUCUUGAAGUUUAACGAACAGAUCUUUUCUAUUAUAUUAAGCCUUUUAUCUGAGCCUCAGUUACCGGAAGAGAUCCAUUUGGCAACUAUUAAAUGUUUUUCCAAUUGGGCCCAAAAUACUGGUCCAUUAAUUAUUGGCGACAAACACGAAGAAAUUGUACUUUUAGUUCUUCGCUCAGUCUGUGAUGACUUUCUUAGUCAGACAGCAGUCGAAACCAUAACUAAUAUCUAUUCGCACCCAGAGAUGCAUAAACAGCCCACUCUUGUACUCAAACUUAUUGACCAAAUGGUUGGUUUAGAGCCGACACUUAACAAAGCCAUACAAGAGUCCAAUCAAGACAUGGCUAACAACAUCUACACUCUAUUUAUUCAAAUAUUGGAAACACAUUCACGUCUUCUGUUGGAUGCACUCAUUGAUAAACCCCAAUACCUGAACAACAUUUUGAAAGCCAUAGCUAUUGUUCUUCAGUGCAGUUCAACUCCAGGUUACCAUUCAAUUGAUGAGAAUUGUAGUGAACAAGCGUUUAACUUCUGGUAUACACUUCAGGAUGAUAUCAUAGCAUCAGAUGAGUCGCGAAUUGAGACUUAUUUAGUUAUGUUUAAUCAAUUGUUCCACUCAUUGAUCGACGCUUUUAUUAUCAAAGUUCAGUAUCCAACCGAUGAAGUCUAUGAAAAUGAAUGGAAUAGUUAUGACAGAGAAAGCUUUCGAUGCUAUCGUCAAGAUAUUGGAGACUCAUUCAUGUAUUGCUAUAAUAUCUUAAGAGUAUCAAUGCUGUCGAGUCUGUUAACACAUUUUCAAAUGGCUAUCAAUCGACUAACAACUCAACUCAAUACUGAUCCACAAAAGUCGUGGCAGUAUUUGGAAGCAGUUCUCUAUACGUUUAGUUCAAUAGCUGAGAGUGUCAAUCCUUCAGAAACUGUUUAUUUGAAUCAAUUGUUUACACAAUUACCAAAUAUUCCGUUCGCUUACGUCCAUUCACCGCGUCUAUUGGCCACUGCUAUGGAUACAAUGGCCUCUCACGCUGAAUGGAUUUCAGCCAACAGUGCUUUUCUACCAAAUGUAUUGUCACUUCUUAUGAUUGGUCUUAAGGCCGAUGAAUAUGUAACGAUAUCGGCAACGAUGGCCUUAAAAGAUAUAACACGUGAGUGUCAACUCAUUAUAAAACCAUACGCUCAACAAAUACUUUCCAUUUGUGAACAAUCUCUGAGUUCGGAAUCACAUUUGAAGCCCAAAGAGAAAUCAAGAAUUAUGUGUUCAAUUGGUUUGACACUCUCUGUCCUUCCUAUUGAGGAGAUUAUGGUUGCAAUCAAUAAGUUGUUGACACCUAUUAUAACUGAUAUACACAAUGUUUUGAAUGAAUGCGAAAAAGAUACUAAUAAUAUAAGCAAUGAAGUCGUUCGGACACAUGUAUCGGCACAGUUGUCAAUGUUGGCGAUGUUAUUCUCAACACUUGAUGUAAAUUUAAAACGAAAUACCGAUGAAGACUAUCCAAUUGAGACAAUUAAAAAACAGGAAAGUUCAGGACCUCAACCAAUAUAUAUAAUUUUAGAACAGGUACUUCCAAUAUUCAACUGUAUCGGUACUAAAUGGCCAACAGAUGAACCAAUAACUGAAUCUCUAUGUGAAUGUAUUAAAAAAUCGGUGAUAACACUGUUGGAUGAUAUUAAACCACUUGUCGGCAAAAUUCUUCAAUUAUUACAUUUUCUUUACAAAUCUUCAGCGCAGACAUCGAUAUUAGAAAUAUCAAAGCAAUUGAUUAUUCUUUUUGCUUUUGAAAAGGAUUUACAAAACGAUUUAACAAAAUAUUUCGUUGAAUUAUGUAAUCAUACAAUAAUUUGUUGUCAACAGGAUUUAAGACAACAAACUGCACUUUUGGAAGUAUUUUAUUCAUGUUUAGCCAAUAUUGUAAAGAAAGUUCCCGUUUUGUAUAGCAGUAAUCUGUUAGACGUUUCCUCAUUAUUCCGGUGCGCAAUGUCUGCCCUGAUUUUGCCAGAGAAGCCAACAGUGCGCUACAGUUCGUCAUUUAUCAGUGAAUUCAUUAUAAUUAGUCGUGAAGUGGAAGCGAUGAACAAAGUGGUCAAUGAAGAGAUUGAGAAUUUAAUCGGACAGAUAUUUGCCGUUAUUGGCGGCACUUUUGAUUCGCCCCGUAAUGUAGUCGAACACAUGGCUGACAUUCUUAUGGCUCUAAAUUGGAAAUACUUUGAUAACCUGACCCGUUGUAUGAAUACUCUGAUUCAAAGAGAAGGCUUUCCCACAGUUCACGCAAACGCCGAUAAAAAGACACAUUUUGUAAGACUUAUUCUAACACAAAGAAAAAAUAAACGAAAACUUAAAGAAAUUAUUAAUGAGUUUAGUCUCACCUGUCGGGGACUUAUUGGCAAUGAAUACAGCAAUCAAAUGAUUAAACUUCCCUUUUAA
Oppia nitens is the source of this 3178-nucleotide messenger RNA. RefSeq names its product importin-13-like (gene cdm). Gene Ontology annotation, biological process: protein import into nucleus. The coding region runs from base 227 to 3178 and encodes 983 amino acids. NCBI's taxonomy places the organism in Eukaryota, Metazoa, Arthropoda, Arachnida, Sarcoptiformes, Oppiidae. Gene Ontology annotation, cellular component: cytoplasm; nuclear membrane. Gene Ontology annotation, molecular function: small GTPase binding. The transcript is spliced from 2 exons. The record is from RefSeq and is a predicted model, not a curated record.